GUGGGAGGAAACAAGUGUUAACGAAAUGGUGUUACCAAAUACUUUUGAAUUGGUAUCAAGCACAAAGAAAGUGUCUAGAAAGAAAAGAUUAUCUACCAACUUACACCCCAACAAGCCAUGUAUGUAUUUCAGAACAAGACGUAGACGAGGGGAACAAUUGGCACAAUGCGUUUGUAAAAGAAAAAAAUGUUUGGGAAACGGAAAAUAAACCUAGAUUUAACUAUAAAUGUUUAGCAAUAGAGUUGAGAAAGGACAAUAACUAUAAAUUGUUGGCUGUUAACUGCACAGACAAAUAUAAGGCUCUUUGUGUGAGGAAAACAACAACAGAGUCAACAACUCAUUCCAAUGCACAGCAAGAAACUACUAACCUAGAAGAUACUGCUAAAACAACAACGGUUUUGGUGACAGUGUCCAGCGACAGAUUAUCAAGAGCAGUAGACAUGCAUAAUCCAACCAGUAAAAACCCGAAAGUUGAACUGUACAUUGCUGUUCCAUUAACAGUAGCAGUUUUGAUUGUAUCUGUAAUAAUCACAGUGAUCUGUAUAAAAAGAAGACGAAAGCGGAAAACAGAUGAAAUCGCGAGGAAUAUGUCCACAGUAUACUAUUCAACAGUACCAGAUGAAGUAACACUUGAAAAAGCUUCCGAUAAUCCUCACGGUGAUGGCAACGGAGCAUGUCUCCUAAAUGAGACAGAUGUUUAUAAUCACUUGGGUGACACAGAUCAGCAAAACCAAACAGAUUUAACUGGACCCGUCUAUGACCAUACCGGUUUAAAAGAUAACGACCAGUACGACAUUUCCAUUAUUUCUGAGAAGCGGAUGAAUAAAGAUGGCGACGAUUUUAAUCAUUACGAUUUAAUGCAAGUUAGCACAGAUAACAAUUCUGUCUACGAUGAAACAAAAAGGAAAACAAAUGGAAAUAAAAAUAUUGUUUCUAUUGAAAUAUAUGAUCAUGCAAAACAGACAGAAAAUGACUAUUACACAACAGAUACUCAAAGACAACAUGAACCAUGUGAACAUCUUAAUGACCCCACGUAUGAAAAGUCUGGACCAUGUGACCAUCCUAAUGACCCCAUGUACGAUCAGUCUGGACCAUGUGACCAUCUUAAUGACCCCAUGUACGAUCAGUCUGGACCAUGUGAACAUCUUAAUGACCUCACGUAUGAUCAGUCUGGUCCUUUAGAAGCUGUCAUUUUCGAAAAGUGUGAAACAAAGCAAAGUAACACGGAAGAGCAAUGACAUAACAAAUAUUCCUCACAAUUUUAAUUCGACUGACUCUCACUGGUGGCUGAAUAUAUCUAUGCUUUAAAAGAUACAGAAAAACAAUCUCGAAGCAGAACCUUAAGCAUAAAAAAAUCUUAAAUGUUUGGGUAAGAAAAUGUUGGGGUACUUGUAUGAUAAAUUGCUACAGUAAUGAUGGUAAUAUUAUAUUGUUUUCAAUAUGAAAAAAGGGGUUGUCCUCUACUGUGAAAGUUAUGAGACAUGAUAUUGUAUGUUUUUGUAAUUUUGUUAAACAUACCAGUUUGACUG
Mytilus californianus (California mussel) is the source of this 1529-nucleotide messenger RNA. RefSeq lists its product as uncharacterized. Lineage: Eukaryota; Metazoa; Mollusca; Bivalvia; Mytilida; Mytilidae. The coding region runs from base 441 to 1238 and encodes 265 amino acids. The transcript is spliced from 6 exons. The record is from RefSeq and is a predicted model, not a curated record.